AUGGCCACCGGGAAUCGUUCCCUUGGCAACGGAAGCACGGACGACGUCGCCGCGCUGGCGACGUCCGGCGACGUCGCGCUGGCGGCGUUGGUCGGCGCGCUCGUCGUCUGCGUCAUUCUGCUGUCGGUCGUCAGCAACUGCGUCGUCCUGCUGACCGUCUACGUCGAGCCGUCGCUGCGCGUCGCCGCCAGCGCCUACAUCGUGUCGCUAGCGCUUGCCGACCUGCUCAUCGCCGCCCUCGUGCUGCCGCUGCCGCUGCCGGCCGCCGGUCGCGCUCUCGGAGAUCGCCUGCUCGGACCGCACUACUGUCUUGCGUGGAGCGUGCUGAACGCUCUCUGCUGCGCGGCUUCGUCGUGGAGUGUUGUCGUCAUCAGUAUCUAUAGGUACUUGGCGAUCAGCAGAGCGCUGCAAUAUCCGCACGGGUGCACGAUGCGCACGUCCGUCGUCGUCAUCGCCGGCGUCUGGAUCCUCAGCGCCGCCAUCUCUCUGCCGCCGCUAUUCGGCUUCGGAAUUCGAUUUCUAUUGUUAUUAUAA
Priapulus caudatus is the source of this 534-nucleotide messenger RNA. Its product is annotated as alpha-1B adrenergic receptor-like. The record is from RefSeq and is a predicted model, not a curated record. Gene Ontology annotation, molecular function: alpha1-adrenergic receptor activity. Gene Ontology annotation, biological process: phospholipase C-activating G protein-coupled receptor signaling pathway; positive regulation of cytosolic calcium ion concentration; adenylate cyclase-activating adrenergic receptor signaling pathway. The transcript has 2 exons. NCBI's taxonomy places the organism in Eukaryota, Metazoa, Priapulida, Priapulimorpha, Priapulimorphida, Priapulidae. Gene Ontology annotation, cellular component: membrane. The coding region runs from base 1 to 534 and encodes 177 amino acids.